AUGAAGAUGUCAAUCUGUCAUUUCCGUUUAUGGAGCAGUUUGGUUCUUUCCCUGAUCCUGUGGAGCGACACGAUCACUUCCGACGCGGCAAUCGGUUCAAGCUACCUGAGAAAGAUUCGCGAGGUCAACAAGUUGGGUCCGUAUCUGGGGAUCGUGGUGCCCAACAUGUUCGAGAUGGACCCUCUUCUUCGAUCCGAUCGUUUCGUCCCCGAUUCGAGGACGACAAGCCUCGACAUUAUGGGAAGAAGGUUCAGGGUAGGAAAAGUGGGACAUCAGAAGGUUAUCAUUGUGAUGACAGGAUUAAGCAUGGUACUAAAUGCAGGGAUAACGACGGAACUGCUCCUGGCGCUGUUCGAAGUGGACGGCGUCGUCCACUACGGUAUCGCAGGGAACGCAAACCCUGAACUUCAGAUCGGCGACGUGACGAUUCCGCGGUAUUGGGCUCAUUCCGGGCUCUGGAGCUGGCAGAGGUACGGAUCCGGGCCGAACGACACACUAGCCCAGGAGCCCGACGACGACAGCUUCACCAGGGAAAUCGGCUACCUGAGAUUCGCCAACUACAGCACUAAAUCAUCAUCGUCGUCGGAGUCGGACAACUUUUUGAACAGCGUUUGGUAUCAACGGGAGGAGAUUUUCCCGGUGGACGGAUCCCCUGAAGUCAGGCAGCGCAUCUUCAAGGUCCCCGUCGAUUCGCGCUACAUGGAAGUUGCCGAAUCGAUCGAGAGAGAUGGCGUGGCGUUGGCGAGGUGCGUGAGCUGGACCGCCUGCCUUCCCAAAGCGCCGAUCCUGGCGACGGUGGAAAUGGGGGUGAGCGGGAGCGUGUUCGUGGAUAACAAGGCGUACGGAGAGUUCCUGAAUUCGGAGUUCAACGCGACGGCGGUGGACAUGGAGAGCGCCGCGGUGGCGCUGGUUUGUUACCAGCAGAAGGUCCCUUUCAUUGCGAUCAGGGCUCUGUCCGAUCUGGCCGGCGCCGGAGAAGGAGGCUCCUCUGCUCGUUCCGACGAGGCCGACGCGCUUGUUCACUUAGCAGCUGCAAAUGCAGUGCGGGUCUUGAUUAAGUUCAUCGCCGCAUUAGCAUCUUGGUAG
Messenger RNA from Linum tenue, 1086 nucleotides. The record is from the annotation of a GenBank genome assembly. NCBI's taxonomy places the organism in Eukaryota, Viridiplantae, Streptophyta, Magnoliopsida, Malpighiales, Linaceae.